CCCAGGUGGUCAUCUUCACCAAAUUUGUAUAAAAGCAACCGGUCAGCAUCCCAAAAGAUAUCAGUCGCUUAAAGUUUCCCUUUCGUUUAUCAUCUAUAGUCCGUAACUUUUCUAUAAGCCAGAAAAUGUACAAGAAACUGUUCAUCGUGUCGUUGGUAUUGUCCGUGGCCUUGGCUGCACCAGUGGAGGACCAAUUGAGGACAGCCCGGAAUGCAGACGCCGCUGAUGACGAAGCCAGUGCCACCAUUCUGGCUCAGGAACAGAUCAUCAACGGUGAUGGAAGCUAUGCAUAUAGUUUCGAAACCAGCAACGGUAUUCGUGCCAGCCAGCGAAGUGACAACGGAAUCAACGCCAAUGGAGAAUAUUCCUACGUCGGCCCGGACGGUGUCGAAUACCAAGUGACGUACGUGGCCGACGAGACCGGUUUCAAACCAGUAGGCGCACACUUGCCAGUGGAGCCACCAGCACCGGAACAUGUAAUCAAAAUGCUGGAGGAUCUGCGAGCGGCCAACAAUCCAGAAUUCGACCUUGCCAGCCUGGACGCCAUGAUUGCCCGAUUGAAGGCUACACAGGUCUAGGAACUUCAUGGUGAUGGCUAAGUAAGAAUUGGCCGAAUUAGACUGCUGCAGAUCAUACCAAAUGGCUGUGGGAUGAAACGUUGUUCCGCGGUGUGGAAUUUUGUACAUAUUUCAAACAUUAAAAGAGACAGGACGAUUAGUGCAAUGCGUGUUUAGCUUAUAAGACUGUAAAUAUAUAUAUGUUGUUAUUUAAACCUA
Molecule: messenger RNA, 776 nt
Organism: Armigeres subalbatus
Lineage: Eukaryota; Metazoa; Arthropoda; Insecta; Diptera; Culicidae
Product: cuticle protein CP14.6-like
Exons: 2
Coding region: 126-578 (150 amino acids)
Cellular component (GO): chitin-based extracellular matrix
Molecular function (GO): structural constituent of chitin-based larval cuticle
Source: RefSeq, a predicted model, not a curated record